Molecule: messenger RNA, 681 nt
Organism: Penicillium pulvis
Lineage: Eukaryota; Fungi; Ascomycota; Eurotiomycetes; Eurotiales; Aspergillaceae
Product: mitochondrial 54S ribosomal protein bL28m
Exons: 1
Coding region: 1-681 (226 amino acids)
Cellular component (GO): mitochondrial large ribosomal subunit
Molecular function (GO): structural constituent of ribosome
Source: RefSeq, a predicted model, not a curated record
AUGGCAGGUGUCCAGACCAGAGCCACCAUGGUCGGCCACUUCUCCCUCGCAUCGGCCUUCCGCAACCUCUCUUUAUCGGCCCCGAAGCGCUCGUUCUCCACGACAUUCGCACCGCAAACCACUAAGACUCUCCCCGAACACAUCCCACCCUACCCCUUCGGACCCCGACAAUGGUACAAGCAAGCCGAUACCGGUCUCUAUGGCGGUGCCAUGAUCCGCUUCGGUAACAAAAUCUCCAAGGGUCGCAACGAGGGCAAGACACGACGAAACUGGAAGCCCAACGUUCGCCGCAAGAAGAUUCCCAGUGAGGCACUUGGCGAGGAUCUCUUCAUUAAGGUCACCCGCCGUGCCCUUCGAACAAUUAUUAAGGAGGGCGGUCUCGACAACUACCUCCUCAGCGACAAACCCGCCCGUAUCCAGGAGCUCGGCAUGUUCGGGUGGGAAUUGCGGUGGAAGGUUAUGCAGACCCCGGCUAUCCAGGAGCGAUUCCGGGAAGAGCGCAAGAGACUUGGUGUCCCGGAGCCCAAGUCAUUCGAGGAGUGGAUGAAGAGCAAGGAGGAGGAGAUCAACGCCAAGAUCGAGGAACGACUCAACAUCAAGCAGGUCACAAAGCCCCAUAAUAAGGGCAAGGCCGACCCUCAGAGGCUUGCCCAGCUUUCCCAGGCUGAAUCUACGGAAUAA